UUCCGCUUGACGAAGAAAGGCAUCAACCAUCUCAAGACGGUCGGUGUACGGUUGCUGAACGAGCAAAUCGCGUCACUCACCGGUUACUCAACCCAGUUCGCCAUCUCACAACCCGGGAUUGAAGGACUUGUCACAUUGAAUGAUGUACGAGUGCUGCACUAUAACCCACCACAGGUAUCUGUGGUCAAUUUCCUUGCCACCUCGCUCGCUGGGGCGUUUUAUGGCUCGGGCGGUCCGUUUCAAGUGCAGGGAUUCGUCGACGGAAGCAUUGUUGGAAUGACAGUCGCGCUGACCACGGAAUUUUCAACCAGUGCAGACGGCAUGAUGAGCGUCCAGCUGAAUAGAAACAACGUUUCGAAGAAAUAUCGAGGAUUCCUUAGAACGACCUGUGGUGGAAGUGAAAAACCUGGCGAUUUCAGCUCUUCGAUAUGUAUAUACCCGAACACUACGACGUCUUUUGUUUUGUUACCGCAUGGUCUUCCGGAUUUUGAGUUCAAUGGAGAUGCUGGUGCCAUCAAAUUAUCAACUCGAAUCCUCACGUGUGUACGUCUGGUCCGGAAAAGCAAGAUAAUGGUGUCAUCAGCGGAAGGACAAGCGGACGUUCUGCUGGCAGCACAGAAUGGACACCUUGGAGGUGAUCUGAAAUUGAAUCGACUAUCGGUGCGACUUCAUCGCACUUCGCUGCCUGGUAUGGAUCCGUCAUCAAUCGAACAACUUGCACCGCUAGCCAAGACAUUCAUCGGACCUCAGCUAAGUCAGGCUCUCAAGAAAGGCAUACCAUUCCCCCUCAAGGAUUCGAUCACAUUCGUCGAGCCACAAUUGAAAACCCGUGACGGUUACAUUGAACUAGCCACGGACUUCGUUCUUAACGAAAACGCGAUGCGAGCGAAAAUUCAUGAGACGUUCGCCGAUAUAAAUAUCUAG
Ostertagia ostertagi is the source of this 924-nucleotide messenger RNA. Lineage: Eukaryota; Metazoa; Nematoda; Chromadorea; Rhabditida; Trichostrongylidae. The record is from the annotation of a GenBank genome assembly.